This is a messenger RNA of Platichthys flesus (European flounder), 3573 nucleotides long. Its product is annotated as ankyrin repeat domain-containing protein 13C. Gene Ontology annotation, molecular function: protein binding. Gene Ontology annotation, cellular component: cytoplasm. Bases 285 to 1853 code for a protein of 522 amino acids. The record is from RefSeq and is a predicted model, not a curated record. Lineage: Eukaryota; Metazoa; Chordata; Actinopteri; Pleuronectiformes; Pleuronectidae. The transcript is spliced from 13 exons.
UGGAGCCGCUGACGUUGAGCAGCGACGCUUUGGAGAGAUACGAGGGGAGCGGACUGUUUGUUUUCAUUAGAGAACCGGCGCUAAUCGGAAGCUGCGACCCGUUCGUCUCCGUUGCCUCUCCUUCUUCACACUCUCUAGUGUCUGCGGGAAGUGUUUUCAUGCGGUGCGGCUCUCGGCGUGUGCGUGAACACUUCCAGCUGGCGGCUCGCAUCGGUUGGUCCGGAGGGUCAUCGUCCGCGACGAGACGCCCUCUGCUCCGUUAGAGGCGACGGGUUUGGGGGAAAAUGACCGGGGAAAAGGUUCGCUCCCUGCGCAAGGACCAAAGGCCGAGCAAGGACGAGGACCUCCUGGAGCCGGACGAGGAGGCGGCCACCGGGACCUUCGCCGCCUCCAAGACCAGUGGCAAGAGCCGAGCGAGCAAAAUCUUCAGCAAUCACAAGUUGAUCAAGUCGUCGUCCACGCAGCAGCAGCAGAACCAGCAGAUUAACGACAACACCAACGCGCUGUCCACAUCGGAUGUCAUCGAUGACAACAACAAGAACCCCAUCAUCCGAACCGGCCACGACUUCCCGGUGCACGAGUGCGUGUUUAAGGGAGAUGUCCGCCGCCUGUCCUCGCUCAUCCGGACGCAGAACAUCGCGCAGAAAGACGUGCACGGAAACACACCGCUGCAUCUCGCUGUCAUGAUUGGCAACAAAGAGUGUGCACACCUGCUGCUGGCCCACAAUGCACCAGUGAAGGUGAAGAACGCUCAGGGAUGGAGCCCCCUUGCAGAGGCCAUCAGCUACGGAGACCGGCAGAUGAUCACGGCGCUGCUGAGGAAGCUGAAGCAACAGUCCAGAGAGACUGUGGAGGACAAGAGGCCCAAGCUGCUGAAAGCCUUGAAAGAGCUUGGUGACUUUUACUUGGAGCUUCACUGGGACUUCCAAAGUUGGGUGCCUUUGCUCUCCAGAAUCCUGCCUUCAGACGCCUGUAAGAUCUACAAGCAGGGCAUCAACAUCAGACUGGACACCACCCUGAUAGACUUCACGGACAUGAAGUGCCAGCGCGGUGACCUCAGCUUCAUCUUCAAUGGAAACGCCAUCCCCUCCGAGUCUUUUGUCGUGCUGGACAACGAACAGAAGGUUUUCCAGCGGAUACACCACGAGGAGUCGGAGAUGGAGACGGAGGAGGAAGUUGACAUCCUGAUGAGCAGCGACGUCUACUCUGCCACACUCUCCACCAAGUCCAUCACUUUCUCCAGGGCGCAGACUGGCUGGCUGUUCAGAGAAGACAAGACGGAGCGCGUGGGAAAUUUCCUGGCAGAUUUCUACUCGGUGAACGGCCUGGUCCUCGAGUCCAGGAAGAGACGGGAGCAUCUGAGCGAGGAGGACAUCUUGAGGAACAAGGCCAUCAUGGAGAGCCUGAGCAAAGGAGGGAACCUCGUAGAGCAGAGCUUUGAGCCCAUGAGGAGACAAUCUCUAACCCCCCCGUCACCCAACACUAUAUCCUGGGAGGAAUACAUCGGUUCUGACAAUGGAAGAGCUCCUCAUCUGGGGCGAGAGCUGAUCUGCAAAGAGAGCAAGAAAAACUUCAAAGCCACCAUCGCCAUGAGCCAAGACUUCCCUCUGGGCAUCGAAUCGUUGUUAAAUGUCCUGGAGGUGAUUGCUCCCUUCAAGCACUUUAAUAAACUCAGGGAGUUUGUGCAGAUGAAGCUCCCCCCGGGUUUCCCCGUUAAACUCGACAUCCCCGUCUUUCCUACCAUCACGGCCACGGUGACGUUCCAGGAGUUUCGCUACGACGAGUUUGAGGCGCCCAUCUUUACCAUUCCCAGCGAGUAUAAAGAAGACCCCAGCCGCUUCCCUGACCUUUAACCUCUCCAUGCCGGGCAAAGGGAACCAACGUACAACCGGGGCAACAUACUGCUACGAGACAUGCUUUUAUAAAAACACGAAAAGGAGAAACUGAGGGAAAAACAAGUUCAUAGAUUUCAUCGGACGUCCAGACUCUGAUUACAAACCAACGAGCAGAGUUUGAUGAAGAUGACGGCGCUGACAGAGACGUCGGCACCUGGUGAGAGUCUCAUCAGUGAAGGGGCAUUGAAGUAGAGAUGAGUGAGGGCAGGGCAGUUGAGAUUCCUGGUCACGGGGGCGUGAGUAGCAGACGUGAGAAGACGACCGGCUCAGCUGAUUGGCCGUAGCUCCGACUGUACGUGAUGUUUAUAAAGCGACUGUGUUUACCUGACCUGUAGUGAGGCACUGAUGUUACUGUGUGACACGUCGAGGAGGAGUUUCACUAAAAACCUGUUUUUUUAACUUCUUUUUCCUACUGAAGUAAAAAAGAAAACUCUAAAGGUGCAAAGUCAUUUUAACUUUGUGAUAUUCGAUGUAAAGGUCAACAACAUAAAGCUGUACAAAGUCUAAUCCAUAUGUUUCAGACAGAUGUGGAGGGGAAUGGAAUCAUCCUCUUUUAAUUUUUUAACUCUCACUUCUCGAACAUCAUCAAAUGUUAAAGUUUUCCCAAAGAUAAACACUAAACAUUUAGGAUUCCAAAAAAUUGAAAGUCUGUUCAAGUCGAUCUUUUACUUUUGUAGGUUAAAGAACUUUAAAAAAAAUCUUCUUUUUCUUCAGUUCCACUUUAACCCUGCACAUUAUAAAGUUGUGAGUGUGUGUAACGAUGAUUUUCGUGGUAAUGGAAUACUACCACUGAGCUCCUUGGCACUAUUCAGAUCCACUACAGUGACUGCGUUCAGUUGACGUUAGACAAUGCUGCAGAAUUUGUUUUUUAAUGGUACCACAGAUUGUUUGGUUUUCUCUGUCUGAGAAGCGGCGAGCGAAAGUUAGAAUGUCGGGUGUUUUGUUUCUGACUUCACCUUUUUGUAAACUAUGUAACAAAGUGUACAACGAACGGACAUUGUACAGAUGUUAGCUGUUAGGGAAUGAAUGACAAAAACAUUCACGCCAUUUUUACACUUAAACCACAACCAGGAUUUUUCCUCCUGCACAAUAAGUAAAUACACGUUUUAUUGCUUUUGUCCUUUUAUGUUUUCUCAUGACUCGUGCUGUCUAGGAACCCGAGGGAGAGUUGUGGAAUUUCUUUUAUGUAGCGUCCCACAGGUCCAUUUACUUGGUUUGUAAACAUGGUGGCAGUUGCUAUUUUUGUACAUGUGUUUUAAAGAAACAAAAAGAAAAUCUGUCAUUUCUCCUGUCAUUUUUUUCCCCUCCUGAUAAAUUGUACGAGCCUCCUUCAGAUGUGUGGAUCCAAAAAUCACCUCCACCACGUGUAAAGCACAAAGCACCGAGGUUCUUAGAGAAGUGAGAGUGUGUUAAAGGCUGUGAGGCGUUCACUGGAGGCCGGGGCAAACCGGCACGAGGUCUGUGCCGGUGCUGCUGUGGUUCAUGAACUCUUGGUGAAGCUGAGACAAACAGAUGUUGGAGGAUGUUCUUCUUGCUCUCUGGUUCCUCAGCAGCAACAUUAAAAGAGCAACAUGCUUAUUUAUAUCCAUAUUCAGUGCAGCCAAAACUGUUGUAAAGUUCUGCAACACUAUUUUCAUAUAAAAUGUACUAAAAUAAAAAUUCCACAUAUCUAACUGAA